UAUGGAUAAAUUUGAGUCUUUAAAAUUGUAGAUAGAGAAAAUCUUAGAUUCAGAUAAAACAGUAUUAAUUUUUAUUAGACAUGGAGAGACAGAAGCUAAUUUUACAAAAUAGUUGAGUGGUUGGCAUGAUGUCAAGUUGACAGAAUAAGGUUUAAAUUUAGAGUUUAUUUUAGGUUUAAAUGAAGGGAAAUAAUUAUCUAAAGCAUUUUAACCAUUAAGAGAUAGAUUUGCAGGAAUCUUCUGUUCAGAUUUAAGUAGAGCUAGACUUACUGCUGAAUUAGCUUUAGGAUCAUCAGAUAAAAUAUAAUAAAGUAUGGAGUUAAGAGAACUUAAUUUUGGGGAUCAUCAAAAUAAAGUAUAUUCUGCUGACAACAAAAGUAUCUAUGAGAUUUUGUUUACAUAAUAAUAUCAGGCACCAAAUGGAGAGAAUUGGAAUGAUGUAUAGAAUCGAAUAAUGAAGUAUUUGAGAUCUCAAAUUAAUAAAAAAGGAGUCUAUUUGAUUUUUACUCAUGGUGUAUGAAUUAUUAUUUAAUAUUUAAGGGAGCCAUCUUUUCUAUGACUCAUUAAUUUGGGUAUACAAACACCAUAAAGAAUUGUUCAUGCAUAGGUUUAGAAUUAGAUAUCAAUACUCUUGAAAUAAUGAAUUAAUUAUUUUAUUGGGAAUUUCCCACUUAGUGAA
Molecule: messenger RNA, 679 nt
Organism: Paramecium pentaurelia
Lineage: Eukaryota; Ciliophora; Oligohymenophorea; Peniculida; Parameciidae
Source: the annotation of a GenBank genome assembly